AUGGCUGCCACCACUACAGACAUCAAAUCUCGCUCAGAUUCCCGCUCCUUCAUCACUCUCACUUCAUCAAUGUCAACUAACUCCAUACUAGACCCGCCUCACGGUACCACAUUUUCAGAUUUCAUGCGCACCUGGAAUGACGUCCACGUCGCUCGAUGGCUCGCAGAUAAUAAAUGUAGUGCACAUAUCCCCGCCUUCAAGAAUAAUGACAUUCGUGGUGAUAUUCUGUUAGAGCUAGACCAGGACACUCUUAAAGAGAUGGGUAUCUCCAGUAUCGGAGACAGGCUUCGCAUCGUCAACGGAGUCAAGAGUUUGAGGUCAAAGUGUUCACAGCGCGCUACAUCUUCUCUCUCUGCUAUCGCCCAUACCAGGGCCUUCUUGGCUUCUCUUCCUCCAGAAUCUUCAAGGGAACCUCCAGCUGAACAUUCCCAUUCACGCACUAGCUCCCAAGAGCUAUCCACUUCUAGAGAGCCCUCACCGACCUCUCGCACAUCCCACAAGCGUCUCGAUAGCAACAGGCCUGCUCCAUUGGUACUAUCUCCAACUUCAGGACGCCCGGAUCUUCCCCGCAUCAUUCGGGAACCUCAGUCUGGCGACUCUAUACGUAACCCUUCCACAAUCCGUCCACUUCCCCAAAUCAGCCAGUCGACAACACCAACCAGCUACACUCCCCGUCCAUCCUUGCCACCCCUUCCUCCCGCACCAAGAGGUCAACCACCUCAGCCCCCACGCGGAACCUCCCGCACUCUCCAUUCCGUCACCGGCCCACGCAUUCGCACCCCUAACCAACCAGACGCAACCAACUAUGCCAACUCACCCCUUCCACCAGCACCAACGCCCACCCCCUCAAACAUGCUCACAACCCCAUCUCAAUCAAACAGCUGGUCAUUUGGUCUCCCCCCAGAUCCUCGAUCAGGUCCAUCCCCAAUCAAAUCACCCUCUCCCCUGAGCUCGCGAUCAUCUCCACGUUCCAUCAACGUCGCACAUAACAGGAACAUCUCUUUUAAUGGCGUCCCUUCCCCUCUUGCACCUACCCCCACGAAUUCAAAACUUCCUCCUAGGCCUUCCACGACUGGAACCAGUGCCCAUCCCUAUGCAUCUGCCCAAGCCCCCCCAUCUUUACAGGCCCCCGCUCAGAAUGGGUUGGCCCUUUCCCCGAUCGUGGAGUCGUUCCAGGGGCAAACAUCAGCUUCGUCAUCAGGAUCCUCCUCACCCCCUGCAUUCGCAGUCGGACGCGGUCCGUUCAAUCCUUCCGCUCAUAAUACCCCAUCGGAUACCUCCCGUCGUAAACUCGUUAGAUUUUCCAUGCCAGAAGAACAGCGGUAUUAUACAGUUGAUGUCGCUGAUUGUGCGGGCGGUAUAGAGGUCAUGGAGAAGGUGCUCAAGAAAGCUGACAAGGUGGGCUCGUCGAGGAGGAACGACGUCAUGAGCCGCGUCGAGACCGAUGAUGGUGGACUCAGCGUAGACGGAUGGUCUGUAUAUCUAGAGUGGGACGAAACAAAUGACUCGGGCAAACCACUCUCCGAAGCAGAACUCCUAGCAGUGUGCCACAGCGCCUCCGAUGACCCUGUUAAAGGACGCGGCCUAACGCUCCGCAAAAGCGGGCGUACAAAACGUUCAAAAGAUCUCCAGCGAAUAUUUGGGGAGAACCCUCCCCGGAAUAUCAGUCCUACCUCCCCCAGCAUCCAACCACGGCCAUCCGAAUCCGACCAUGAACCUGAUCCUGGCAUGAUCCUAAAUAUCGAUGAUUCGCAGGGCCAGAAAGCACGCGCAAUCAAACGGGCAAGUACUAUCAGCGUCCUCAGCGGCCUUGGCGUGCGCGACCCGGAAAAAGCUCUCGACCCUAGUGCAUCGCCUACCCAAAGCCACCCGAAACAUCCGCUCCCACCCGUAAAUUCCGCCAAGAAGCCUUCAAAGCUCCGCAAUUUCUUCGGCCAGCGCCCGCCGAGCGAGUUGAUCACAACGCACUUGACGGAAUACUUCCCGUUCACAGACAGGAAGAUGUUGCGGAAUGCACGGCACAGUAUGAUGCUCCGGGCUUCGAGCGUGAGUGGGGAGAAGAGGGACAGCAUGCUAUCCCUCAAUCCACCACCUCUUCCUUCGCGAUUCAGCACCAGCACGCAGGGUUCAGGAUCAGCACAGCGCUCGAUGUCGCCCUCACGAACAAUAUCUUCCAAACGGAACUCUACCAUCUCUACUAGUUCCACGAUACCAGACACCCGGUCUUUGGCAGCACCUUCGAUUGGUGAGGACCCCCCACGAGUAUCGAUAUCCACUGAAGACGGGCGAUCGGUGAUCCUGACUGGAGAUGAUGUUGAGAAGCUCUCUUCGUUUGACUCGAAACCGCAAUUACUCCCUCCUGUGACGUUCCCUUCGAUAUCACUUUCAGAGUCUAUGGAAGACCUUACAGGUCCUCUGCGCCCGAGGUCGAAUUCGAAUGCGUCUAAACGGAUGAGUUUCAUGACUGAGUUGAGGAGCAAGCGUGAUCGGUCAGAUACUGCCAGCUUAUUGACUGUGGAUGAGAUCACUGCUGAAGUAGAAAAUCGGAGACAGAGUAUGGCGGUUGAUAUGGGUGUUGAGGGGGCUGAAGACUGGACGAAGGUGGAGCCUGAUAUCGAUGAUGUUAUCAGUUUUUCGGAGGGUGAUGCCGUGCUCGAGGACGAUGAAGAUGAUGAAGAUGAGAGUGAGGAAGUUGAGGAGGAAGACGAAACUGGUCAGGCUAUGAACUCUAGCGGCAAGUGGAUUAAAGGCGCACUCAUCGGUGCAGGGUCAUUUGGGAAAGUCUAUUUGGGUAUGGAUGCUGUAAACGGUCUUCUGAUGGCAGUGAAGCAAGUCGAGCUGCCAAGGGGCUCAGCUCCAAAUGAGGAGCGGAAGAAAAAUAUGCUUAGCGCAUUGGAACGAGAGAUCGACCUUCUCAAAGAUCUAUCCCACCCAAAUAUUGUCCAGUACCUCUAUUCCUCACUCGACGACGAUUUUCUCAACAUCUUCCUGGAAUACGUUCCUGGAGGUUCUGUCACUGCAUUGUUGCGUAGCUACGGCGCUUUCGAGGAACCUCUCGUCAAAAACUUUGUACGACAAAUCUUACAAGGCCUUAACUACCUUCACGAACGCGACAUCAUACAUCGUGAUAUUAAAGGAGCAAAUAUCCUCGUUGACAACAAAGGCGGCAUCAAAAUCUCAGACUUUGGCAUCUCGAAGAAAGUUGACGGCAACCUUCUCACAGGCAAAAGGAUGAAUCGCCCAUCAUUGCAAGGAUCAGUGUUCUGGAUGGCACCUGAAGUCGUGAAGCAGACCGCGCAUACUUCGGCUGCUGAUAUCUGGAGUGUGGGAUGCUUAGUUGUCGAGAUGUUGACUGGGGAACACCCAUGGGCGCAACUGACUCAGAUGCAAGCGAUUUUCAAGGUUGGUAUCGGCCAAUCCGCUAAACCUGCUAUACCAUCAGAUAUUUCUUCAGAGGCUCAGGACUUUCUUACGAAGACUUUUGAUCUCGAUCAUUCAGCUCGUCCAAGCGCUGGUGAGCUGCUUCAGCACCCUUGGGUUGCCGUCAAGAAGCACGCAGGAUUUUCGAGCAAGAAUGCAGCACUCAAGUCUAUUCCAACUAUCGAGAUCUCGGCAUGA
Molecule: messenger RNA, 3618 nt
Organism: Suillus discolor
Lineage: Eukaryota; Fungi; Basidiomycota; Agaricomycetes; Boletales; Suillaceae
Product: Pkinase-domain-containing protein
Exons: 6
Coding region: 1-3618 (1205 amino acids)
Biological process (GO): protein phosphorylation
Molecular function (GO): protein kinase activity; ATP binding; protein binding
Source: RefSeq, a predicted model, not a curated record